Messenger RNA from Henningerozyma blattae CBS 6284, 1068 nucleotides. It is a transcript of the gene ERV41, whose product is annotated as Erv41p. Gene Ontology annotation, biological process: retrograde vesicle-mediated transport, Golgi to endoplasmic reticulum; endoplasmic reticulum to Golgi vesicle-mediated transport. Gene Ontology annotation, cellular component: endoplasmic reticulum membrane; COPII-coated ER to Golgi transport vesicle; Golgi membrane. Lineage: Eukaryota; Fungi; Ascomycota; Saccharomycetes; Saccharomycetales; Saccharomycetaceae. Bases 1 to 1068 code for a protein of 355 amino acids. The record is from RefSeq and is a predicted model, not a curated record. The transcript is spliced from 2 exons.
AUGGCUGGUUUAAAAACUUUUGAUGCCUUUCCUAAAACUGAUGAUCAACACAUCAAAAAAUCAAAAAAAGUAGGUCUAACCUCCAUCCUAACCUAUUUCUUCCUCCUACUCAUCACGUGGACCGAAUUCGGUAAUUUCUUCGGUGGCUAUAUCGACCAACAAUACAUCAUCAAUAAUGACAAAUUACAAGACCAAGUCCACGAAUUGGUACACAUCAACCUCGAUAUCUACAUCAAACUCCCUUGCAAAUGGCUCGACGUAAACUCAAGAGACAUCACCGGCGACCACACUUUUGUCUCCAACUAUUUGACUUUUGAAGAUAUGCCCUUCUUCAUACCUUAUGGUUCCAAAUUAAACAUCCUUCACGAUAUCGUCACUCCAAAUAUCGACCAAAUCUUGGGCGAAGCCAUCCCCGCAGAAUUUAGAGAAAAACUAGACACCAUAAUACCUUUGGAUGAAAAUGGUAAACCCUUGUACGAAUUGGACGGUUGUCAUGUCUUUGGUCAAAUCCCCGUCAAUCGUGUACAAGGUGAAUUACAAUUCACAGCAAAGGGCUACGGUUAUAUGAAUUGGGAAAGAACUCCUUACGAAUUGAUCAAUUUCGAUCAUGUCAUCAACGAAUUCUCCUUUGGAAACUUCUUCCCCUAUAUCGACAAUCCCUUGGAUAACACUGCAAAGAUUAACCUCGAUGAUCCAGUCACUUCAUGGAUUUAUGACACUUCUGUGGUUCCAUCUUAUUAUCGUAAAUUAGGUGCCGAAGUAGAUACUUUCCAAUAUUCUGUCAGUCAAUAUUCUUACAACGGCACAUCUUUGCAAAAGAUGACUUCUUCCACUUCUGUCCCAGGAAUUUUCUUCAAAUAUGAUUUCGAAGCAUUAUCCUUGGUAUUGACCGAUCAUAGAAUCUCUUUUUUCCAAUUCCUAAUAAGAUUGGUCGCAAUACUCUCAUUCGUAGUUUACACGGCAGCUUGGUUGUUUAGAUUGUUGGAUAAAGUUUUGAUCAUUACUAUGGGUCCAAAAUGGUCUCUAAGAUAUCAACCUGCUGCUCAAUCUCAACCAUUAUUAGAUUAA